This is a messenger RNA of Seriola dumerili (greater amberjack), 2800 nucleotides long. RefSeq names its product F-box protein 21 (gene fbxo21). NCBI's taxonomy places the organism in Eukaryota, Metazoa, Chordata, Actinopteri, Carangiformes, Carangidae. The transcript has 12 exons. The record is from RefSeq and is a predicted model, not a curated record. The coding region runs from base 6 to 1922 and encodes 638 amino acids. Gene Ontology annotation, molecular function: protein binding; DNA binding.
UAAAGAUGGCGACGUCUGUAGCUGGAGAGGGGCAGACAAGUCUAAAUGGAAUUAUUUCCGACCCCCAAACCAAAAAACUGACCGACCUGCCGACCGAAUUGCUCGAACACAUCCUGUGCUUCCCUGUCCUCAAACAUGUUGACAUUUGUAACGUUUCCUGCUGCUGCAAGCGGCUACACGACGUCUGCCAUGGAAGGGGGAAGGUCUGGGGACACCAGUACAAACUCAGAUGGCCAAGACUGCAGAGGUUUUACCGUCAGAAUGAGAGCUGUGACUGGCUCAAAGAAUACAAAACACGCCAUCGAGUUGGUAUACAAAUAAGAAGGACGGUGGAAUCAAUUUCAAAGAGAUUCUUCACAGAAGUCCCUUGCGUUGGCCAGGUGCUGGGAGACAGCUUUGCAGAGAUCGAGUCACUUGGGAUGCCAGAGCACUUUUGUGAGGAUGAGCUCCUCUUCAUACUCAACUCUGACAAGAGGAAAAGCUUGACUUUGAAGUACUAUGCAAAGAAAAUCCUUUACUUCCUGAGACAGCAGAACAUCCUGAGGAGUCUGAAGACCUUCCUGGAGCAGCCUGCAGAGCAGCAGUCAUCUAUUGAAGGUGCUGUACUGGUGGAUCAGUAUUGUAACCCACUGGCUGAUGUGUCACUGGACAGCAUAUCAGCCCAGGUGGAUGAGAUCACAGAAAAAGUGAAGAAGAUGCUGAGAAUCAAGAACCCCUCUCACCCCAGCCUGCGUAUGGCUCAAGGUGACUGUUUGGUCGUGGAGGACUUUGAUCUCCAGAGGCAGGUGGUGUGUGCCCUAAACUCUGUCUUAUAUGAGCAACUUCAAUACAAAGGCAACGAGUUCGACUACUACAAUCCCCUCAACUCUUACAUCCACCAGGUGCUACUACGCCAUACAGGCAUUCCCAUAAGCCUCUCUGUUCUCUACAUGACAUUGGCCAGGAAGCUGGGUGUUCAGCUGGAACCUGUCAACUUUCCAAAUCACUUCCUGCUGCGCUGGUGCCAAAAACCAAGAGGCAGUGAGGACAUCUAUGACUUUGUCUACAUCGAUGCCUUUGGUAAAGGCAAGCAGUUGACAGCCAAGGAGUGCGAGUACCUCAUUGGCCACCAGGUGACGGCAGAUUACUACAGUGCCAUCAGCACUACGGAGGUGCUCCUCAGGAUGGUGGGAAACCUGCUCAACAUCGGCAAGAGAGGGGAGGGCAAUGAGAAAUCCUACCAGCUGCUGAGAGACUCUCUGGACCUCUACCUCACUAUCAACCCAGACAAUGUGCAGUACCUGCUGCUCCAGGCGCGCCUGUACUUCCACCUGGGCAUCUGGCCAGAAAAGGUGCUAGACAUCCUGCAGCACAUUCAGGCGCUGGAUCCCUCCCAGCACGGGGCAGUGGGUUACCUGGUGCAGCACACGCUGGAGCACAUCCAGCACAAGAAGCAUCCUGUGACACCUGAAGUGAAGAAGCGUACCGCUCCAGAACACCUUGAGGUCCAGUAUUCAGUUGGACUCAUCAUGAAACACAAGAGGUCAGGUUAUAACUGUGUGAUCUACGGCUGGGACCCCAAAUGCACCAUGAGCCAGGAGUGGAUCACCACCAUGAGGGUCCACCAACUGUCUAACGGGGCCAACCAGCCUUUCUACAACGUCCUCGUGCAGGAUGGAACGUGCCGCUACGCAGCACAGGAAAACCUGGAGCCCCACUCAGCCCCCCUGGAGAUCGGCCACCCGGAGGUGGGUCGCUACUUCUCCGAGUUUGCCGACAACCACUACGUUGCUAAUGAAGAACUGCAGACUCGAUACCCAGAGGACAUGAAUGAAACCUUGGGCACAGUGCAGGAGCUCUAUCAUAGACUGACACCUGGCUCUGGGACCCAAGUGCAGCCUCCUGCCUCAGACCAAAACAACCACCAAGCCAUGGCCAUGUAGCAAAGUAGCUGUGUCCAACGACCUGCCAACACAGGCUAGCCAAUUACUGGUCACCCAUUCUCAAUUUACAAUCCACUUACAUGUUGAAAUUAAAACCAACCAGAGUAUUUUCUGAAACGAAUGAGUACCACAAUCAGGUUCCUAUGCAGAUCUCGAAAGAUUUCUUUUAACAUUUCCACAUCUGGAAAAAUGUGGGAAAAGACUGAAAGGUCUGGAAAUAUACAAGAAAGACUGUUAAUGUUGCUGCUCCAAUCCACAUCUCCAAAUACCACAGUGCAUUUGUUAUGAAAACAAAGUUCAAACUAUGGAGUGAUUGUAGCCUAGAUGAGGGAUAUUAUCAGGAUGCAUUUCUCACAACCUGGAGAUGUGAUAAUCUCCAGAUCCAGUCACAAAGUAUUCAAGUAGACACCUUGAAGAAAAAGGAACACAGGCUUGAGGUAAACAAAUAAGUGGACGAGUAAAUUCAGGAUGGGUAUCCAGGUGCUGUAAAUCUCCCCUUACCUAAAACCAAGGAAUGCUCCUUUACUCAGAGUCCUCUCCCCCCUCUCCACACCUCCCUGCACCCAGCACCAGUCAAACAAGCCCCCAGCAUAUAGCCGAAACCCUCCAGUUACAGUGCCACAGGAAGUAUUAUAAAGAAAAUACUUUGUAAAUUGACAUUUACUUUUAAUUCCCCAUCUUUUAACCAAGUUUCAUGCACUUACGAAAGUUCAACUUUCACAUUUCUAGAGUAUCUUGAUUUUUUUUCUGUAUAUUUACAAGUGAAACAUGUAGGAUGUCAUGGCUCAUCAGUAUGGGUGAGCUGUUAAUGGAAACACAAAAGAGGAACCAACCACUGACUUGAAACAGACCUUUGAGGAAAUUUUAAAAAAAAAUAA